CCAAAGUGUGUUGGAGAUUAACAUCAUUUUCAUGGCAACUGGCUAUUACAUCCUCAUAACAUCUCUCUUUUCUUGAUGCAAGGUCAGAGGGCAAGCAGGCAGGCAAAAUAACCAACAUUCUAAAAGUGUCGGUUGGUGACGCUGUCAAUUUCGAUUCAGCUGCAACGUUCUGAAGGUGUCCGUUGGUGAAUUUAAACCGUAACUCUACACGAGUGGACAUGUUUGAGGGUUGCCUGUCAUUGUGUGACCAAAACUCAAGAAUGAUUGCAUUCAGGAAAUUCCUCAACAAGAAAUCCCUGAGGGCUGUCACUGGGGAGUUCCUGGCAACCCUAAUCUUUGUCCUGUUCAGCGUGGGCUCAACAGUAAAUUGGGAAGAGGUGGACGAUCAGCCGCUGCCUGCUUCCCGGCUCCUGAUCUCCAUCUCCUUCGGGCUAAGUUAUGCAGUUAUGGUGAAGUGCUUCAGUGACAUCAGCGGUGCUCACAUUAACCCUGCUGUGACCUUGGCCAUGGUGUUCACUCGGAGGCUCAACAUCGUCAAGGCCUUCAUCUACCUGGUUGCCCAGUGUCUGGGAGCCACCGCAGGCAGUGCCAUCCUGUUCGUGGUGACGCCGGAAAGUGUGAGAGGACACCUUGGAGUGACCUGGGUGAGCUCCAGUCUGACAGUGUUCCAGGCAUUCAUGGUGGAGCUGCUGAUCACAUUCCAGAUGAUCUUUGUGGUGUAUGCCACCUCUGACCCCAAAAGCACUCACCUCAAGGGCUCAGCUGCAGUAGACAUCGGCCUGUCCAUCUCAAUCGGGCACCUGUUUGCGGUACCUUACACUGGAGCGAGUAUGAAUCCAGCUCGCUCUCUUGGACCUGCGAUUGUCACCGGAUUCUGGGAAGACCAUUGGGUGUACUGGGUGGGCCCUAUCCUAGGAGCAAUCAUCGCCGCUGCUCUGCACAAGUAUUUCCUCCACCCGAGCCUGAAGAAGCCCCUGCUGGAUGGUGUUUCUGAGAAGGAGGAGGGAGCGGACAUGCUCCAGGCCACAAACAUGGACGAAAGCAACCAACCAGAGUCUUUCGGCGGCAUCGCUGACCUGGAGGUGGACGAGAGCAACAGGCUGGAGUCUUUAAAUGACAUCAACAUUGAGAACCCCGCAGACAAUGAGUCUGACCUUUUCAGCACGGGAAAGAAGAACGAAGCGCUUUCUCCAGUAUGAUUUAAAGAAUGGACACCGGCGAUUCUGACACACAUUUAACAUUGGUUUUAGUUAGGAAAGUGAAUUGUUACAGUUCCUUGUGUCCCAUGGUCUUUGACUUAAGUAUGGAGGUUAUGCUGUGGAAAUCAGAUGAUGAUCUAUGAUAGCAUGUGCUCUCAUUUGUAAUCUUUUUCAAAACACAAUUCUCUACAUCUUGCAUAUCUAUUAAAACUUAAAGUGUUGAUAAUAGCACCACUUAAAUCAAUACUAAAAUUCACAAUUAAAAAUAGUUAAGAUAUUGUUGCUUAGUUAUAAAAAAUACAAUUUGUAUUUAAAUGUUUACUAUUGCUUUUAGGUUAUAUUUUUUGCUGUAAAUGUUCAUGUACUUUGUCAUUGUUUUUUGACGUGUUGUGAUAUUACCUGGUUUCGUGAAGCAACAAAUAAAUCCAAGUUCCAAGUUA
Messenger RNA from Anguilla rostrata (American eel), 1639 nucleotides. RefSeq names its product aquaporin-4-like. Gene Ontology annotation, cellular component: basolateral plasma membrane; plasma membrane. Gene Ontology annotation, biological process: transmembrane transport; water transport. The transcript is spliced from 5 exons. NCBI's taxonomy places the organism in Eukaryota, Metazoa, Chordata, Actinopteri, Anguilliformes, Anguillidae. Gene Ontology annotation, molecular function: water channel activity. The record is from RefSeq and is a predicted model, not a curated record. The coding region runs from base 219 to 1199 and encodes 326 amino acids.